AUGGCCGCCAAGGACGAUGUCGAUGUGUCAGUCGACAACAAGCCCGGCCAGCAGCAACCUUCCGAAGAUGGAACCCCUAAGCAGGCGGCCCAGAACGAGAGGCAAGCAGUAUGGGGUGACUACUUCCGCGUCUUCACAUACGCGAAGAAGUGGGACUUUGUCCUGAUGUUUGGCGCUGCGGUGGCUUCGUUGGCGGCUGGUGUUACCACGCCUCUCAUGAACGUAAUAUUCGGCCGCCUGGUUGGUAACUUCACCUCGUUUGGCACACCGGGAUCAAGCACCACUCGGGCCAACUUCGAGCGGACACUCAACUUCCAAUGUCUUCUGAUGUUUGUUCUGUUCAUCGUGCGCUUCACCUGCAACUAUGUGUCCAAGUUCUGUUUCCGCCUAAUCGGGAUUCGGCUCUCUGCGGCCAUCCGCCUCCACUACCUUUCCCUUGCUGCGAUUGUGGUAGCCUUCACCUACUCAUGGCAGGUUACGCUUGUGACGUCCAGUGUGGUCCUCUUUAUCGGCCUGUGUGUUGGGAUUCUCCUGCCAUUCAUAAUCAAGGGGACCAGCCGCUCGACUGUAGCCGAGACAAAAGCCGGAGCCGUCGCGACUGAGGCAUUCUCGGGCAUAAGAAUGGUCUAUGCCUGCGGCGCUCAAAAGAAGAUGGGAGACACAUACAGCUCCUGGGUCGUCGAGGCCAAGAAGCAUGGCAUGUAUACGUCACCCUUCGUGGGCCUGAACUUCGCGUUGGUGUUCUUCGGGCUCUAUAGCGCGUUUGCUCUGUGCUUUUGGUACGGGACUAGGGCUUUCACGCAAGGCAUCGUAGACGGUAUAGGCUCCAUCGUGAUCGUCUUAUUCUCCGUCUUCCUCAUGGCGAUCUCGCUUGAGAGAAUGUCGGGUCCGUUGAUUGCAGCAAGCAAGGCUACCGUAGCAGCCGCAAGCUUCUUCGCCGUCAUCGACGCACCGCAGCCGGACAAGGGCACCUUGAAGGAACCGGAUGUGACUGCCGAUGGGGACAUUGUCUUCGAAGAAGUUACGUUUGCCUAUCCCGGUAGGCCGAACACCAAGGUCCUGGAUAACCUCAACCUCACCAUCGAGGCCGGAAAAGUGACGGCGAUUGUCGGGCCUUCGGGAAGCGGGAAAAGUACAGUCGUUGCUUUGGUGGAGCGUUGGUACACUUUGCAUUCACAGGCAGCUAUCAGCAAGGCAAUCGAGAAAAAGGUCGAGAAGGAAGAACCAAAAGUGUCGGACAAGAAGCCAAAAGACAAGAAACUCUUCUGGUCUCGGUCAAAAACAAAAGGCGAGCAAGCUAAAGCUGGGGAUCGGCAAGAACAGGACGCCGUCACAGACACAGCCGUGACGCCUCUCCCGGACGAGCAGGAUUCUGGCGAGCCGGUACCUCUAAGCGGAAGAGUCGUUACCGCAGGACACAAUCUAGACGACAUCGAUGUCAAGUGGUGGCGGUCGCAGAUUGGUCUGGUCCAGCAGGAGCCCUUUCUCUUCAACGACACCAUCUACGCCAACGUGAUGCACGGACUAGUCGGGACAAAAUGGGAGAACGAACCCUUGGAGGCCAAGCAGGAGCUCGUCAGAGACGCAUGCAAGGAGGCCUUUGCAGACGAGUUCAUCGACAGACUGCCCGAUGGCUAUGAGACCCAAGUAGGCGACGCCGGGCUGAAGCUUUCUGGUGGGCAACGACAACGGCUUGCAAUCGCACGCAGCAUCGUGAAGAAGCCCAAGAUUCUCGUCCUGGAUGAGGCAACGUCGGCUAUCGACGUCCGCAGCGAGAAGAUCAUUCAGGCCGCCCUCGACAGGGUGUCCAAGGGCCGCACUACCAUCACGAUAGCCCACAGGCUCUCCACCAUCUCGAAGGCCGACAAGAUUGUCGUGCUACAAAAGGGGAAGCUCAUGGAACAGGGCACGCACGAGAGCCUUUUGAGUAACGAGGCGGGCGUCUACUCCGGGCUUGUCCGAGCACAGAGACUGACCCUAGGCAGGGAGGAAGACGAAGAAGACAGUGACGCCCUGGAGGAUAAAGAGGCAGAAGAGAUCCAGGCCAUCCUGAGCCGGGAGAAAUCGGCCUCCAAGGCCCUCGCCAGCGGAGGCGAGACAGAGCUCGAGACCGCGUGGAUCUUCACGUUCAUCCUCUCGCCAUCCCGGUUUCUUCGCGAAGCCGAGUUCUGGUCACUAAUGUGGUUUGUUGUGGCCAUCGGACUGGGCUUCUGCUAUCUCGUGCUGGGCAUCGUCGCCGUGAACCUGCAGCACUUUAUCUGUGCCGCAUACCGCCAGCAGUACUUCUCGGCAAUGAUCCGGCAGAAGAUGCUUUUCUUCGACGACGAGAACCACUCCGUGGGCACGCUCGCCUCGAGGGUCCAGGGCGACCCGAAACAGCUCGAGGAGUUACUCGGUAUGAACAUGGGGAUGGUGGUCAGCUCUGUCCUCCAGCUUUGCGGCUCUUUGACCAUCGCGUUCGUCUUUGGGUGGAAACUGGCUCUUGUGGCGACAUGCGUGACGGUUCCGAUCGGCCUGGUUUGCGCCUGGUAUCGAUUCAAGUAUGAGAUGGAAUUCGAGAAGCUGUCGGCUGAAGUCUUCUCGGAGUCAAGCAAGUGGGCAGCUGAAGCCAUCGGCGCCUUUCGAUGUGUUUCUUCCCUAACGCUGGAGGAUGUAAUCAUCGAGAGGUACAAGCAGCUGCUCGAUGGCCACGUAGUGUCGGCCUACCGCAAAGCUCGCUGGACGACGCUCAUAUUCGCCCUCUCCGACUCGCUCGCCCUCGCCUGCCAGGCUUUGAUCUUCUGGUAUGGCGGGCGACUGCUGGCCAGCGGUGAAUACCAGGUCCUGAACUUCUUCGUAUGCUUCAUGGCUGUCACGCAAGGAGCUGAACAAGCUGGCGUGGGGUUCUCCUUCGGUCCCAAUGCCGCCCAGGCGAACGCAGCGGCAAACCGCAUAUUGAGUAUCAGGGAGAGCCGGGGUGAGCGAGCAAGUCUGAGAGAUGAUGCCGCUGGCGGUAACAAGAAGACCGAAACGAUUCCGGACAGUGAGAACGGCAUCAAGAUCGAGCUGAAGGAUGUCGGCUUCCGGUACCCAACCCGCCAGGUCCAAGUCUUCAAGCACCUCAACAUCACGGUCGAGAAGGGCCAAUUCGCAGCCCUUGUGGGCGCAUCGGGGGCUGGAAAGUCGAGCACGGUGGCUCUUCUCGAACGGUUCUACGAUGCCCAACAGGGGAGUAUAAUGUGCAACGGGAGGGACAUCACAUCAGUAGAUGUGCACGAGUACAGGAAAAUGUUCUCCCUCGUAGCCCAAGAGGCGUCGCUUUUCCAAGGCACCAUCAGAGAAAACAUUCUCCUCGGAAUACCCGAUUCUUCGACAGUGACUGACACUCAACUUCGCCAAGCGUGCCAAGACGCUGCAAUUCACGACUUCAUUAUAUCAUUACCUGAGGGCUACAAUACAGACGUUGGCUCCCGCGGCGUUGCGCUGUCCGGCGGACAGAAACAACGCGUGAGUAUCGCGAGAGCCAUAAUCCGUGACCCGAAGGUGCUGCUACUUGACGAGGCGACGUCAUCAUUGGACUCGGAGAGCGAGAGGCAGAUAUCCGCUGCGCUCCAGAAGGUAGCCAAAGGGCGAACAACGGUCGCAGUGGCACAUCGACUGUCGACUAUUCAGCACGCAGACGUGAUCUAUGUCCUGGGCGAAGGGAAGGUAUUGGAGGUCGGCACCCAUGCUGACUUGUUGAAGCAGAAGGGCGUGUACUAUACGAUGUGUCAAAGUCAAGCUCUCGAUCGAUGA
Molecule: messenger RNA, 3774 nt
Organism: Diaporthe citri
Lineage: Eukaryota; Fungi; Ascomycota; Sordariomycetes; Diaporthales; Diaporthaceae
Exons: 11
Coding region: 1-3774 (1257 amino acids)
Biological process (GO): transmembrane transport
Cellular component (GO): membrane
Molecular function (GO): ATP binding; ABC-type transporter activity; ATP hydrolysis activity
Source: RefSeq, a predicted model, not a curated record